This is a messenger RNA of Cucurbita maxima (winter squash), 1454 nucleotides long. RefSeq names its product inositol-tetrakisphosphate 1-kinase 1-like. Gene Ontology annotation, molecular function: inositol-3,4,5,6-tetrakisphosphate 1-kinase activity; inositol-1,3,4-trisphosphate 5-kinase activity; inositol-1,3,4-trisphosphate 6-kinase activity. The record is from RefSeq and is a predicted model, not a curated record. The coding region runs from base 182 to 1267 and encodes 361 amino acids. NCBI's taxonomy places the organism in Eukaryota, Viridiplantae, Streptophyta, Magnoliopsida, Cucurbitales, Cucurbitaceae. Gene Ontology annotation, cellular component: cytoplasm. The transcript has a single exon. Gene Ontology annotation, biological process: inositol trisphosphate metabolic process.
UUCUCUGUUUCGAAUCAGAAGCUUUUUUUUUUUCAUUGUUCUUUCAAAUCGAAAUGAAACGAAACGAAACGCUGUGAUUAUAAUUCUGGACGGAAUAUUGAUGAAGUUCUCUGUAGAUUUUACCUUUCUGUAACUGUUCUUAUGAGUGUUUUCCCAUUUGUAUUUCUUGUUAUUGGUGUCAAUGACGGAAGUCGGACGGAGAUUCUGUGUCGGGUAUGCGCUUAUGCCGAAGAAGCGGAGGAGUUUCAUACGAGAUUCGUUGGUGAGGCUUGCGGAGUCGCGAGGUAUCGAUCUUGUUCGGAUCGAUACGGACCGGCCGCUUGUUGAUCAAGGAGCCUUUGAUUGCGUUCUCCACAAGCUGUAUGGUGCGGAUUGGAGGAGGCAGCUGGAAAAUUUCAAGGUUGUGAAUCCUAAUGCGGUGAUUUUGGACUCCCUGGAUGCGAUUGAGAGGCUUCACAACAGGAUUUCCAUGCUUCAGGUGGUAUCGGAGCUGAAGAUUGAAAAUCACGAUGAGUCGUUCGGGAUUCCGGAGCAGAUUGCGAUUUACGAUAAGGAGAAACUAUCUGAUCGGCGAGCUUGGGAGGCCUUGAAGUUUCCAGUCAUUGCGAAGCCAUUGGUGGCCGAUGGCAGUGCCAAAUCGCAUAAAAUGGCGCUCGUGUUUAAACAUGAUGCCUUGAACAAGGUUAAACCUCCCAUUGUCUUGCAGGAGUUUGUUAACCACGGCGGCGUUAUAUUCAAGGUUUAUGUGGCUGGACAGCACGUGAAAUGCGUCAAGAGAAAGUCGCUUCCCGACGUUUCUGAGGAGAAAUUGGACAGCGUCGAGGGUUUGCUAUCGUUCUCUCAGGUAUCGAACUUGACGAACCAUGACAGGGUUGAUGAAAAGUACUAUCAGAUGAUGCAGUUGGACGACACCGAGAUGCCGCCGUUGAGUUUCGUCACCGAUAUCGCCAAAGGAUUGAGGCAUGCGAUGAAGCUCAACCUCUUCAACUUCGAUGUGAUGCGGGAUUCGAGAAACCGGAACCGUUACCUCAUAGUUGAUAUCAAUUAUUUUCCUGGUUUUGCGAAAAUGCCAGGUUAUGAGAAGAUUUUAACAGAUUUCUUCUCUGACAUUAUGCGAAUGAAAGACAGAGAGCUCGUAAAAGCUUGGUUCGAGAAUGAUGCCUCGGAGCCGCCUGCCUUCGAUAAAAGGCAAGUGAACAAUUGUGAAAAUGAUUCUAGAAAUGUUGUGAUGCUUACUUGCAUCAGUAAUGGGGAUGGAGGAGGUUAAACAAUACUUGCAAGCAUAAUUUCUGUUUCUUUUUCAUUGACUUAGAUUCUAAUCCAAAUUGAAUUUGCUAAAAGCAGGAUGUUCUGCUUCUAUUCAAGAUCUGAAAUGAGUUAUAGUUACUAGUUCAUAAUAUGGUGAAGAACAGGAAGGUUCCCCUGUUCGCUUUACCUCAAAUUUGCCCCCCCCC